This is a messenger RNA of Cicer arietinum (chickpea), 1166 nucleotides long. Its product is annotated as cationic peroxidase 1-like. Gene Ontology annotation, biological process: response to oxidative stress; hydrogen peroxide catabolic process. The record is from RefSeq and is a predicted model, not a curated record. NCBI's taxonomy places the organism in Eukaryota, Viridiplantae, Streptophyta, Magnoliopsida, Fabales, Fabaceae. Gene Ontology annotation, molecular function: heme binding; peroxidase activity.
UUUCAAGCGUUAACCACAAGCACUAAUUAUAAGUCUCUCAUUUCCCUAGCAACAUCUUCUUAGUAUAUAAACAUUUUCCUUUUUAAGUAUAAAUUUGCAAUUAAUUGCCAUGAUGCUUCCAAUAACCAAAGUUCAUUUUUUCUUUCUCUUUUGCCUUAUUGGCACAACUUCAGCUCAAUUGUCAUCUAAUUUUUACCUCAAAACGUGUCCUCUUGUGCUUGCAACCAUUAAAAGUGAAGUAACUCUUGCUGUGAACAACGAACGUCGCAUGGGGGCUUCUCUACUCCGACUUCAUUUCCAUGAUUGCUUUGUUCAAGGAUGUGAUGCAUCAGUACUAUUGGACGAUACAUCAAGUUUCACAGGUGAAAAAUCAGCUGGUCCAAAUGCUAAUUCCUUAAGAGGUUUUGAUGUAAUUGACACUAUAAAGUCUAAAGUUGAGAAGUUAUGUCCUAAUACUGUCUCUUGUGCUGAUAUUCUCUCUGUGGCAGCCAGAGACUCUGUUGUUGCUCUCGGCGGACCGAGUUGGAGUGUUCAAUUGGGGAGAAGAGACUCAACCACAGCAAGUUUAAGUAUAGCUAACUCAGACUUGCCAGGUCCCUCAUCUGACUUAAGUGACCUUAAAACAGCUUUUUCUAACAAAGGUUUCACACUUGAAGAGUUGGUUGCUCUUUCAGGAUCACACACAAUUGGUGAAGGUAGCUGUAGAUUCUUCAGAGCAAGGAUUUACAAUGAAAAAAACAUAGAUCCAACCUUUGCAACAUUAUUGCAAGGAAAUUGUCCUAGCACAGGUGGUGAUAGCAAUUUGUCUCCACUUGAUACAACUACUCCAAACACAUUUGACAAUGCUUACUAUAGGAACUUGCAAAAGCUAAAGGGUCUGUUUCACUCAGAUCAACAACUUUUCAAUAAUGGAUCCACAGAUACUCAAGUGAAUUCCUAUGUUAACAACCCAGCAAGUUUCAGAGCUGAUUUUGCCAAUGCAAUGGUCAAAAUGGGAAGACUUAGCCCACUUACUGGCUCUAGUGGUCAGAUUAGAACCAAAUGUGGGAGCACCAACUAAUGUUUUGGGCCUUCUUCUAUUGUAUAAGGUUAUGGGCUUUUCAAUAUCAAUAUUUGUUCAACAAAAAACAAAUCAAUAUUAAUAAAAGUUAAAUAUUUUUGUUUUU